GCGCCACUCCUGACAGAGCCGUGCGCGUCUUAUAGGUGGAGCUGGUGCGCUCGUUGCUCAGAGUACAGAGGGAAAGGUCUGUCUGACAGUAAACUUGAAAGUUUCACCAUGCAGAAAGCAGCUGUGCUGAUCUUCAUAACCAUCUGUGCUCUUUCUGCACUGUCAUGGGUCGAAGGUGCAAGGAACAAGAAACCUUCUGCAUCCAUGGCCCCACCAAAUCAGUUUGAGCAAGCCAAUACUACCACAUCAAAACCUACCACUAAGCCAACAACCACAACUAAAGCCACCACCACCACCACCAACACCACGACACCAAAACCUACCACACCUAAAACCACCACCAACACCACAACGCCAAAACCCACCACUAAGCCAACAACCACAACUAAACCCACCACAAAACCCACCACAAAACCCACCACUAAACCAACAACCACCCCUCCCUCACCAACUCCCUCAACCAACUUGACAGUUGGAAACUACAAUGUGACAUCCCAAGGAAAAAUAUGCCUGAUGACCAAAAUGGCUCUUCAGAUCCGGCUUAUAACAAAGCAGAAUAAUGGGACUUUCAUUGUUCAGCCAUCUAAGACUGACACUGAGGGGGGGUGCAUGAAGACAAAUGCUGAAAUAAAACUAAAAUUCCAAGAAGGCUUCAUAAAUUUCCACUUUAACAAGAGUGAAGACAUGGUCUACGUUGAUGCUCUGUCUUUUAACCUGAAAUACCCCUUAGUGAAAGGAGGUAUGGAAUACGAUGCCUCCAACACGUCCUUGAAAUUGUUCUCUGCACGUAGCGGACACUCGUACUCCUGCAGGAGUCAGUCUGUGUACAUGGGUAACGGACUGUAUCUGGAUGUGACUCAGGCUCAAAUGCAGGCCCUGGAUUUACAGAAUGGCAAUUUUGGCAAACCCGACGCCUGCCCUGCUGACCAGCCGGACUACCGUGUUGCCAUCGCGGUGGGGGUGACCCUGCUGGUACUCAUUGUGGUGGUGGUGAUUGUGUACUUGCUGGGUCGCAGAAGGAGGACCGAUGGGUACCAGUCUCUUUAAGCAGGGGUGGCCGGAGCUUAAUGAAGAUGCCGACUCUAUUAAUGUGGCUUUUCGGGGCUUUGCUGUCACCCUGAGAAGACAUUUGUAUUAACCUACCUAUUAGAGCCCUGAUUAUUUUUCCCGUCCCUGGUUCUCAUCCACAGAAAGUGCCAUUUAAAGAAUUGCAUUGAGCACCUUACUCCACACAGUCCAGCCUCAGGUUGCAGGCUAUUGGUCCAGUUGUCAUUUGGUCAAAAGUGUAGUUUUGUUUUAGAGACAAAGGCAGUUUAAAGUUACUUCUGCCAUGAAUCUGAGGGAUCUCCAAUACAAAUAAACAACCACUGGAAGAGAGCAAAAAAAAAACCAAUACAACAAGUUGAAAAUGCAUAACCACUGAAAGUUUCAAGAACCUCUUCCAGUUACUCUCAAAGGAUUAUUUUCUGCUCAAUAAUUUUCCAUGAGGCCAUUUAAUGUGCACACAAUACAUGAAAUGAACUGACAACUGCUGUGACCCGACUAGGCUAAGCAGAUGGGUUUAAAGGACUCGUGAAUUUUUGUUUCCCAACAAUCCCAUGCAUUGGAAAGUGGGAGUCUUUGUUUUAAAUGCUUCGUAACAGAUUGGAGACACUAAAUAGUUCCAGAAACUGACUCAGUCUUGAUGUCAUGAAGCAGCCAGGAGAUCUGAGCAUUGAUUCCACAUUUUUUUAAGACUAUUAAAAAAUUGAUUUUAUAAAUUCUAUUAAAAUGUGGCUUUUUUAAUCAAUUUUCCUAUUAUUUUCAUUUGAAAUGUAUAAUUGUCUGACCUGGCUAAGUAUAAACCAACAACAGCCUAUUUUCCACUGUUUUACAGGACUUUUUUUAUUCUCGCCUAAUUUUAAUCUUUUUUUUUUUAGAUUUUUUUUAGCUUUCUGCUGGACAUAAUAAUAUAAACUGCUUUUGAUUGAUGCUGGGUAUGAAUAUGUAAGGGAUUUUGCAGCCGUAUUUGCACUGCUGUUCCAUCAGCCUUUGUCUUCGUCAGAGUUGCAUGCCUCUAAUGAUGCUUGGCGUGGUUUUCAUGCAGGAGUUUAGAGGCCACGCUUUGCUCAGGGUAUUUACAAAUCAUGCACUGAUUCAGAGAUUGUAAGGGAGAUUUAGAGCAAUAAUUCUGAAGCAGGAAAGUUUCUCAGAAAACUCCAGAAGCUGCCCCCUGCUGGUCAUCAGAGAGACUCUAGCUUUAAAGUUACUUAGUUUUCUUAUUUUGUGUGUUUUUAUGAUUUCAUUUUCUUGAAAAUAUUACCUUGCUUGUUUGAUGUUUUCAGUGAUCUGGCUUUACCUUCAGUAGAUACUCUUCAUUAUGCACAAUUGUGCAACAAAAGCAGAAUUAAAUGUGGCCUAUUUGAACUUUGACAUCAACAUGCAUAAAACGUGUGAGGGAGUUAGACAUCAGAAACCUGUUUGGUAUUUGAUAACAGCUGGUCUGUGUUUACAGGACUGCUUGAUAGUUUUGAACAAAAGAAAAAAAUGAAAUACUUUUUUGCUGCAUUGGAAACAAAAGGAAGUAAUGAUUGCAAUGAACAAAUAAAGAAAACAGACUGUCAGACGAAUAAUUUUACAUUUUGUUUAAGAAAGGGAAAGGAUAAGAAAAGGGAACCUGUUUUUGAAGCCAGAUAUCUCCCAUAUUUGUGUUUCACUAGAAUUGCUGCUUUCUAAAAAAGAAGUGUAGUACAGAAGUGAGUACAUUAAUUGUACACUGUGCAUUAACUUUGUAUUUGAUAACUUCAAUGCUUUACUGACUUCCAAUAAAAAUGUUUCUAAAG
This is a messenger RNA of Oryzias melastigma (Indian medaka), 2822 nucleotides long. It is a transcript of the gene cd68, whose product is annotated as macrosialin. The coding region runs from base 109 to 1047 and encodes 312 amino acids. The record is from RefSeq and is a predicted model, not a curated record. Gene Ontology annotation, cellular component: membrane. Lineage: Eukaryota; Metazoa; Chordata; Actinopteri; Beloniformes; Adrianichthyidae. The transcript is spliced from 6 exons.